AUCCGUCUCUUACUGUCUGCGUCAGCACUGAUCGCGGCCGUUCUACUUUUACACCACGUGCACGGAGCCGAGUGUUUCUGGAGGUUGAAGGAAAAGUGAUCUGCGAAAAUGGGGAAAAAACUUAAAGUAGGAAAAGCUCGGAAGGAUAAGUUCUACCAUUUGGCCAAGGAGACGGGUUACCGCUCUCGUUCUUCCUUUAAACUAAUUCAGCUGAAUCGCAAGUUUCAGUUUCUGCAGAAAGCACGAGCUCUGGUGGAUCUAUGUGCAGCACCUGGAGGCUGGCUCCAAGUGGCUUCCAAAUUCAUGCCUGUAUCCAGUCUCAUUGUUGGAGUGGAUCUGGUCCCCAUCAAGCCAGUUCCUGGUGUGAUCACAUUGCAAGAAGACAUCACAACAGAGAAGUGUAGACAGGCCUUAAUUAAAGAGUUGAAGACUUGGAAAGUUGAUGUUGUUCUGAACGAUGGAGCUCCCAAUGUUGGAGCAAGCUGGCAGCAUGAUGCUUAUUCACAAGCUCAUCUUUCCCUCAUGGCUUUGAAGUUAUCCUGCGAGUUUCUCUCUAAAGGUGGCUGGUUCAUUACAAAGGUUUUUCGUUCAAAAGACUACCAGCCUUUGUUUUGGAUCUUUCAACAGUUUUUUAAGAAGGUUCAGGCCACCAAGCCACAAGCAUCCAGAAAUGAAUCUGCAGAAAUCUUCGUUGUCUGUCAAGGUUACCUUGCUCCAGAUAAAAUUGACAGUAAGUUUUUCGAUCCCAAGCAUGCCUUCAAGGAAGUGGAAGUACAGGUGAAAACUGUCAGGGAAUUAGUACCUGUCCGCAAACCAAAGGCAGAGGGCUAUGCUGAUGGUGACUUCACGCUUUAUCAUCGUUUCACUGUUGCAGAGUUUAUCAAAUCAGAAAAUGCAGUGGAGUUUUUAGCCAAAGCAAGCGAGAUCACAUUUGAUGAUGAGCAAUUGGAGAACCACCCUGCCACCACGCAGGAGGUGAAGGAAUGCUGUCGUGAUAUCAAGGUCCUUGGUCGUAAAGAACUUAGAGCUCUUUUAAGUUGGCGGACAAAACUGCGCAAGUUCAUUGCAAAGAGGGUUAAGGAAAAAGCAAAUGAAAUGGAAAAUGAAAUUCGACUGAGCUCUAGUGAGGGAGACAAGAAGCAAGCAAUACCAGGUGACGAUGACGAGGAAAUGGAGAAGAAGCUGGCAGAACUGAAGGCAGAAGAAGUUGCAGAGUUGCGCCGGAAAAAGAAAAAAAUUCUGAAAGAACGAAGGAAACUGCGGGAGCGCAUUGAACUCAAGAUGGACUUGCCUGGAGUAUCUAUUGCAGACAGUACAGACACUGGGAUGUUCUCUCUAAAGACUAUUUCUCAAAGCAAGGUCCUUGGUGAAAUCUCACGUGGGGACAUGAGUGUUGCUGAUUGUUUGCUGGAGGAAGGUGGGCAAGAAGAGGAUGAUAUCUACCUAUCUGACCAAGAUGAGUCUGACCAGGUUUCUGUUGCCAGUGACCUUGACUCUGAUGACCUGGAAGAAAUUAAUGAGCGCCAGAAUCAGCUGAAUCAGCGUAAAAAUGCCUCUAAAAGAGUGACUUUUACUGAGAAAGAUAAUGAGAUGCCAGAGGGCAACAGCAAUGAGCUGCUAGUGGAGCUGGAGGAUAAACAGCAAAAGCUUGACCAUCAGACCAGCCUGUGGUUUGAGAAGGAUGUUUUUGCAGAACUUGAUUUAGAUGCUGAUGAGGACAUAGAAAUUGAUCAGACUAAAAAGCUUUAUAGUGAACAAACAACUGAAAAAGGCACUCAAAAGGCCCAAAAAAAUACUCUGUCUACUCAUCAAGAGGUGAAACCUGCAGAUGUUCCACAGGAAAAAGGUGGCCAAAAGAAGACUGAAAAUGACAGCAAUGAUGAUAAAGAUUCUGACAGCAGCAGCAGCAGUGAUGAUGAGCAGGAGAUUCAAGACAUGAAGAGUAGAAAGCCACUUCAAGGGCAGAAACGAAGCAAUGAGGAGGAGCAGGAUUUCCAGGUGGUCCCCAUUGAGAACAUUAAUAAAAAGGCCAGAAUUCUGGAUGCUGAGGGACUUGCUCUGGGAUCAAUGCUAGCUGCAUCAAAGAAGAAGCAGCGAGAUCUUAUAGAUGAUUCAUUUAACAGAUAUGCUUUCAAUGAGGAGGAGUAUGAAGCUCCUGAGUGGUUUGUUAAUGAUGAAAGGAAGCACAGAAGCAAGCCCAUCCCCCUAACUCGUGAAAUGGUGGAAGAAUACAAGCAACGCUGGAAGGAAAUUAAUGCCCGACCUAUCAAGAAAGUGGCAGAAGCCAAAGCUCGCAAAAAGAGGAGGAUGCUCAAAAAGAUGGAACAGGCAAAGAAGAAAGCAGAAGCUGUAGUGAAUACGGUGGAUAUUUCAGAGCGUGAAAAGGUGGCACAGCUAAAAAGCAUUUACAAGAAGGCAGGUAUUGGUAAAGAGAAGCGUGAGAUCACAUAUGUUGUAGCUAAACGGGGAGCUGGACCAAAGGUACGAAGGCCUGCUGGAGUGAAAGGACAGUUCAAAGUGGUUGAUAGGAGACUGAAAAAGGACACAAGAGGAAUGAAGGGAAAAACACAACAGAAGGGCAGUGGAAAGAAAAGAAAAUAGCCACUCUGUGGGUCAUACCUUCCAACAGGAUACAAGACUGUCAUUGCUUUUGUUUUCAACAGCGUCCUGAAAGAAAAUGCUCAUGUGAUGAUAUUUUUAAAUACUGUUUGCGUUUGUUAUUAAAUGCAGUACUCGUGGAGCAUUGAAUUGCUCUUUUGGCUUAAUUAUUAUAAAGAUAAUGGGGAAAUGUACAGUACCUGUCUGCCAGCCAGUCAUGUCUUCUGUAGCAGAAGAGGAAAAGUGCAGUUUACAACUAAGCAACCGGUAGAAGCAUGAAGAUACUAUGAUUUUCCCAAUUUCUGGACUCCUUGGAUGCCAGUCUUAAAUGGUGGCAUUUCAUUGAUAAUUAAGUGCCUCUGGUUAUAUUAAUCCUUUUAUUAUGAGUGACAAUGAAGUGUAGGGGCAGUGAUUCAGACCUUUUUUGGUUUUAAGAAUUGACCAUUAGGUAAUGGUGUAGUGUCUGAAUUGCAUGUUUCUCAGGAUUAAAUAUUUAGUGAAAAUGUACAUGGUAUCCAAAUAAGUAAAGAGAAUUCACUCGGCUAACCUGCUU
This is a messenger RNA of Erpetoichthys calabaricus (reedfish), 3151 nucleotides long. RefSeq names its product FtsJ RNA 2'-O-methyltransferase 3 (gene ftsj3). The coding region runs from base 109 to 2601 and encodes 830 amino acids. Lineage: Eukaryota; Metazoa; Chordata; Cladistia; Polypteriformes; Polypteridae. The transcript has 21 exons. The record is from RefSeq and is a predicted model, not a curated record. Gene Ontology annotation, molecular function: rRNA (uridine-2'-O-ribose)-methyltransferase activity; rRNA (guanine) methyltransferase activity. Gene Ontology annotation, cellular component: nucleus; nucleolus; preribosome, large subunit precursor. Gene Ontology annotation, biological process: maturation of LSU-rRNA from tricistronic rRNA transcript (SSU-rRNA, 5.8S rRNA, LSU-rRNA); rRNA methylation; maturation of 5.8S rRNA from tricistronic rRNA transcript (SSU-rRNA, 5.8S rRNA, LSU-rRNA).